Messenger RNA from Racocetra persica, 414 nucleotides. Lineage: Eukaryota; Fungi; Glomeromycota; Glomeromycetes; Diversisporales; Gigasporaceae. The record is from the annotation of a GenBank genome assembly.
AUGGCAGACAAUCAACUUGCAAUCGAUUCCUUGAGAGUAUUGGAAGAACAUGAAAUCAGAAUCAUGAAUCUAGAACGGAUCGCUCGUGAACAAGCUGAACUUGAAGUUAGAAUUGCGAAAUUGGAACUGAAGCUGGUAUCUAAAAAAAAUCGUAAAUUCCAGAAUAAAUGUAUUCAGAUAGCUAUGGAAAUUCUUGAUGAGGGACCAAUAAUUGAGUAUCGGCCUCCUUUUUUGAAUGGAUUAGAAUUUGACGCCUUUUUUAAAAAACAUCGAAUCGCAUUAGAAGUUCAAGGAGCUCAACAUCGGCUUCAUAAUACUGGCUGGUAUAAGGAUGUUAAAAAACUCGAGGAUAUUGUUAAUCGUGAUCGGAAAAAAAGAUGCAUGUGUCAAGAUAACGGAAUUUUCCUACUUGAG